ACAUCAUUUCAAAAAGUAUAUAAAUGUAUAAUGUUCUUGUGGUAACUAUAUUUGUUAUUGGAAAAUACAUGUGUUUGUAUUAUUUUAAAAGUUGGUUGUCCUUUAUGAAUUUUAAAAUCUAUCAUCGUCAAUUGUCAAUAGCAGCUGUUCGUAUUUAUUAAUUUGACUAUUUGACAUUUAUACCCUAUACAUAAUUAAAAAUAUACUAUGACCGUAUAAUAACUUAAGACUGGCUUAAAAAAAUACUAAUAUGGAAAUUUUAAACGGAACAAAAAAAUAGAAAAAUCACUAUGGAAGAUAAAGAAGAAGGAAAUUGGGCAUAUUUGCCAUAUUUAGCUCUAUACAAAAUAUUUCAGCAUCUAAAUUAUAAGGAGCUUAUUUCUGCAGGCCAAGUGUGUAAAUUGUGGUACCAGGGUAGUUACAACGAUUUAUUGUGGAAAGAACUAUUUCGAGAUCAUUUUAUGAUUGAUAAAUCUAUACCAGUUGUUGCAGGUAGAACAUGGCGAGAGGAAUUUAUAAGAUUGUCUUAUAAUAUACCAGUAGUACAAACAGAAACAUUAUUACAACACGGCGACCAGGUGUUGCACGUUAGUUUUUCCCAUAAUGGGAAAUACUUUGCAACAUGUUCUAAAGAUGGAUAUGUUAUUCUAUGGAAAUCAAAAUAUCCAGCAAAAAAGAAAUAUAUUAGGAACAUGAAACAUUUUAAAUGGAAGUACACUCAAUAUUCUCAAUUCAAUGAAUCAGAUACACUUCUCCUUGUUUCCGGUGUACACUUUGGGACGACUCAUAGUACUUCAGGAGAGAUUGCAGUUUUUGAUUUAAAUCACUUUGAAUUGCAAUGUAGGGUAGUUAACAAACCCUAUGAUAUAUUUGGUACUUGGUACAGCGAUCAUUACCUCCUAUCAGGCGAUUUGCAUUGGCUCGCUCAUUUGAUUAGCACAUCCCACUUAUGGUUGAAUAAAGCGUCUCAAGAAGCAGAAUCAGAAUUAGUACCAAUAACGCACUGCCUGUUUAGAUUCUAUAAUAGAAGCGCUAGUUCGAUUAGAUCUAUAAUGAUAGCCAAUUGCCUUCCAAAUUCGGAAAAUGUUACCGUUAAUAAUAAUGACGGAGAUACAAAUAUGCAACAAGGUACUUCUUCCCAACGUGGAAAUCCUAUCAGUCAUAAUGAUAUGACGUGGCCACGUUUAGAUAUUAGAAGAUCAACGUUUAAUAUCGAAAUAGACCCAUACAAAUUUCCACAUCCUAUUUGUUAUAAUGACGAUUAUAGAAAAGUAGAAUGUGCAUCUUGGGUAAAUAUCGAUGACGAUAUAGAAGAAGAAAUAGAAGAGAAAAUCGUCGAAGAUUCUGAUGAUGAUUGUUCUGAAUCUUCUUGUGAAACCGAGACUGACAGGUUCGUCCAAAAUGAUAAAUAUUUAAUUUAUACAACUGGAAAUAAAACGUACACACCACAUCAGAUAGGAUUUAAAAGAAUAAAGCCAUUCAAAUUUCCCAAACGGAUGGAACUUGGUCCCACCCUUCAAGAACGUUUGAUUUUAUUCGAACAACGUAAAGAACAGAGUCCUCCGCCAGAUCCUGAUUGGUUAGAUUUCGAUAAAGUAGCUGAUAAAUUUGAUCAAGUCGAUCAUCUAAUUGAUCUUCAUGGACAUAUCGUCGGAAUGGGAUUAAGUCCUGAUCAAAGGUACCUAUAUGUAAAUAGUCGUUCUUGGCCAGAAAAUUAUGUUAUAAGCAACCCUUUGGAUCCACCACCUAUAGCACAAGAGAUUGAUAUCCACGUUAUAGAUUUAGUAACUUUGAAACAAGUUGGGAAAAUGCUUAGAGCACACAAAGCUUUUACGCCAAAUAACGAAUGCUUUUUCAUAUUUUUAGACGUUUGCAAUGAAUAUGUAGCCAGUGGAGCUGAAGAUAAACACGGUUAUCUAUGGGAUCGUCAUUACGGAGCCUGUUUAAUAAAAUUUCCGCAUCAAGAUGUAGUUAAUUCCGUGGCAUUCAACCCAAAGGAUCCGGAAAUGUUGGUAACGACGUCCGACGAUCAUUCAAUAAAAAUAUGGCGGUCUAGAGCUAAAGUGAAUAGUUUAAAUUUAAACGAAUCACUGCUACCCAAGGGCAUCGAACUAAGAAAUGGUCGAGUCGAAAAAACCGCCAAACGUUUAUUCAAUUUCAGACCAGAUAUUUAGGUAAAAAACGGUUUUAACUUUGAGUGAGCUGAAACAAUUUUUGAGUUAACUUGAUUAGGAUUUAAUUAUUUAAAUUAUAUUUUAAUAGUUCCAAUUUAUGUAACUAUGACUUUAUUAGCAGUUUUUUUUUGUUAAUUUUGAAACCAUUUUACUGAAAUUCGAUGAAUCUUGUGCAAGGUUGAUGUUUUACGAUAUUUUUUUAAAAAGUUAUCCAAUCUUAGGGUAUUAUGGAAUUUUUUUUAAUAAUGGGGUUGUUUGUUUAAAGCUAAAUAUUUCAAUGUUCAUUUUAAAAUAAUCGAAAUAAGAUAAAAAUUUGGGCCAACUAUUCAUGUAUCAACUGCUGUCCCCUCAAGACCCUAAAUAUAAUUUGUGGCUCAAUUUUUUUCAAAUUUCCAUUUGCGGACAUUUGAUCUAUUGAAUGGUGGUUGCAUGAACUCCUUAAAACACUAAAUAUGAUAUAAAAAUUUUUAGUAUUUUUAGUAUUGGAGGCAUGAAAAAGUCACAAGUAGCUAAAUCCUAUGAUUAUGGAGGCAGAUGCGCGCUUUUAUUUAUUGCAUAAAAUUUAACAAAUUUUAUAUGAUCCAUUUUAUCAAUCGCAAGAUAAGUCAAAAUAAAUUGUGUAUACGUUCCACUUAAUGACCUCUAUAACCCCUAUUCCACUAAAAUACAAGUAAAGUACUGUGGACGAAUAUUAUGUGUGGAGAAUGCAUUUUAGGUUCCUAAUAUGGUGGUUUAGUGGACACAUUCAGUUUGGAAUGAUUAUUUCCUAUUAACUUGAGUAAAAUUUAAUUCAACAUGGAUGGAAUCAUCCUGCAAGCUCAGUGGUAUAGGGGUGGUGUUCGCCUUCUCCUUUAGGAGUUGGUUGAUUCCACUUGUUGGGCGUCGUCGUCGUCUUCGGGAGGGCCUCGUCAAUAGGUGAUGUCCCAUUUUUCGUGCCAAAAUGCAUAGAAUCUCUCCGGAACAGAAAAUAAAAGAUUUAUAUUAUUAUAAAAACAGUAUAAUAAUGAAUAUGUAAAAAUAUUUAAACAGAUCAAAAGUUGAUUUUGUCAGGAUCACUUAUAUUAAUACUAAAUGGUUUGGUAACACUGCACAUCUUGAGACCACUGGUUGACUCACUAAAAGUUAAUAUUUAUAACUUGCACUAUGAACUAAAACUAAGUAAUGAAGAUAUCUAAUAAUGUACAAUUGGGUUUAACUGUCCUGCAAUCUAAACUGCAACUGACUAUUUUGGGAUAAAAAUCUGGCACGUUUUAGAAGUUCGGAGGAACUUCGGUCAUACUCCGAAAACGCAACAGCGAGAAAAGUAUCAUUAAUUUGAAAUUACUCAAAAUGAUAAAGUGAUUUUAAUAAAACUGACUAUGCUACCACGACUCCAACAUCGAAUUAGAGACUUGAAUUGUCAUAAGAUCUAAGUUGGAAUUGUUGUAACCGUUGGUGAUAUUCAUACGGAACACACUGUUUAGACUCCCACUACAUCAACACUCAUAAUGUCUGACGCUUGUUUCGUUUAACUAAGUUAUCGUCUUCAGAAACUGACUAUCUUCAGUAUCCGAUAACUUGGUUCUUGAGGAGCGAAGUGACGAUAGGGUAUUUGGUGGAACGAUACAAAGGGUGCUACAAUCUUUAUGGGGUUAAAUGUAACGUAUCUAUCUGACUAUGUAGAAGAAAUUAUAAAAAUUCACUUUAUAUCUAUAGAAUCUAUCGGGGAGUUUUAGAAACAAUGUAGUUUUCUUUUUUUGCAUUCAAAGAACACUUUUUGCGUGCUUUAUGGUGAAAAUUGACUAGAAACAUACGAAACGCCAUUAACUUAUCAUGGAAUGUUGUAAUUUUUUGUUUUCAUAUAUACCAUGACAUUUUGAAUAGUGGUUGAGGUACAAAUUGAUCAAAUUAUAGUUUUUUUUCUCAAAAAUUUAUAUAUGAGUCAUUAGUAAUGUACAUGAAUUUUUUGUAAAAUGGUUACAAUAUUAUGGAACAGUUUUUUUUGUAAAAUUUGUGAUAUAUCGCUAUUAAAAAUUUUGCUUUGUUUUGAAUACUAACUGAUAGGUCAUCUAGACAUAUCAAAUUAUAAUUCAGUAUUAGGUUCGAAAAUGAUACUAUUUUCUAUCAUAUCUAUUUUCCUCAUAAAAACGAUGUGGCAAAUAAAAUUUGCAGUCGGUGGAAGAAAUAACUGCGAUUGGUAUUUCCCAUCAAAACAUUUCUUAUUUUUGAAAAAAUAUUCCACACGUUUUCUAAGGAAAAUGUUAUUCAAUUUUGUAGUAGUUUUGAUAAUUAACAAUUCAACAUAGAAUUAAGUGAAAAAACUUCUUUUUAUGUCGAUAAAAUAUUAAAUUAUAUACAUAUUAUAUAUUAUUUAUAUUUGAAAGAUAUAUUUUCAGACUAAACUUACUAUUACUUUACAGACUGUUGAUAUGUUGUUAAAAAUUGAUUUUUAUUGAGAAUUAUUUAAUCAAUUGUGUGUAAUUGUCUUCAAACUUUUAUGACAAAAUAUUUUUUUGUAUGUAUUGAAUAUUUAUUAUAUCUAUUGUUAUUUAAAUGCAGUUUUAUUUCUAACCGAAACUAUAAUGCAACAUUUAACGAUUAAACAAAAUUUUUUAGUCUUUCAGAACAGA
Messenger RNA from Diorhabda sublineata, 4783 nucleotides. RefSeq names its product F-box/WD repeat-containing protein 5 (gene Fbw5). The record is from RefSeq and is a predicted model, not a curated record. Bases 291 to 2174 code for a protein of 627 amino acids. NCBI's taxonomy places the organism in Eukaryota, Metazoa, Arthropoda, Insecta, Coleoptera, Chrysomelidae. Gene Ontology annotation, cellular component: Cul4-RING E3 ubiquitin ligase complex; SCF ubiquitin ligase complex. Gene Ontology annotation, biological process: protein ubiquitination. The transcript is spliced from 8 exons. Gene Ontology annotation, molecular function: protein binding.